AACAGCAGCUUAAAACAACCACACCUCUCAGUCAAGAGUCAACCACUUACUGAAUUAUCUUCCAACUAUUGCAAUUUUUUUGGUCCCAACUAAUUAAUUAAUCAUACAAUUUACACAUUCACAUUUGAAUACUUCAUACUUUCAUCAUAUCCAGAAACAUCACAGUAUUACAGUAUAGUCACCUACUUUGAAUAUUCAACCUUUGAAGAAUCUCUCUCAAAAUUCAACCUUCAAUUUCCUUCAUUUCUUCUUAUAUUCCAAUUUUUUCAGUUAUUUUCCACUUACAUUUGGGGGUCCAAUUCCCAAAUAUUACUAAAUUUAGCCAAAAAUUCAGAUUUAUUUCCCAAUUUUAAAAAAACCCCUAGUAAAUUCUAGUACUAAAAUUUAUUGGGUAUAAAAUAAAGCUGAAAUCUUGGGACACUAUAAAUAAUUUUUAUAAGGGUUCAUAAUUUAUGGGUUCUAUAUUUAGUAAAAAGUCAGAAACUCCAACAACCCCAUCAACAAGAAAUGGCAACAGCAGCAACAGCAAUGGAAGCAGUGGAUCCAAUUCAAUAACAAGCAGUGAUUUAAGCUUUUAUUUAGCAGCUUGUAAACAAGACCCAGAUGUUAAAAUCUUUGAUUCAAAGCUCCAACAACAUGCUACUUCUGUUAUCAACACUUUGUCAACAACCGUUGACAAUUCUGGGAAUGGGUUUCAGCAACAGCAGCAACAGGUCUGUUCUCUUUCAUUUGACUCAAUUACACAAGUCACUGGAAGUUUAAUGGAUAUGAAUCAUGAAGUUGUUAAAGUUAUUCUUGAUUGUAAAGAGGAUGUUUGGAAGAAUAAGGAAUUGCUGUCAUUAGUUGAGGAUUAUUUUGAGUAUAGUGUUCAGACAUUGGAUUUCUUUGCUAAACUUGAUCAAUGCCUGAAACGAGCUCGGGACCGCCAUUUUAUCGUUCAGGUUGCGCUGAGGCGGUUUGAGGAGGAGAUGAUGGGUGAUCAGGGUGGCAGUGAGAUUUGUGAUAAGUUUUCGAGUACGUUGCGGGAGUUGAGGAGUUUUAAGGAGGCUGGGGAUCCGUUUGGGCAGGAGUUUUUCGGUAUUUUUCAGUCUGUUUAUACUCAGCAGGUUCAGAUGUUGAGGAGAUUACAGAUUAGGAAACGAAAACUUGAUAAGAAGUUGAAGUCUGUUAAGGUUUAUAGGAAGGUUUCCAACAUUAUAUUUGGUGCUGCUUUUGUUGCCGUUGUGAUUUGUUCUGUUGUUGCUGCAGCUGUUGCUGCUCCGCCUGUGGCAUCGGCCUUGGCAGCAGCUGUUUCUGCCCCUAUUGGAGGGGUGGGGAAGUGGUUCAAUUCGCUGUGGAAGAAGUAUGAGAGAGAGUUGAAGGGUGAAAGGGAUUUGGUCUUUGAGUUGCAGCUUGGGACUUAUUUAACUGUUAAGGACUUGGAUAACAUUCGAGUUUUGGUGGAGAAGUUUGAGAUUGUGAUUGAAUCGUUGUUGUCCAAUGCGGACUUUGCCUUAAGGGACGCAGACACACUGCCAACGGUGAUGGAUGAUAUUAGAAACAAGUUGAAUGUGUUUAUGGAAGGAAUUGAUAGUAUAACAGCACAUUCAGAUAAAUACAGUAAAGAAAUCAGACUGGCCAGGACUGUGAUCUUGCACAGGAUUAUGAAAUAUCCUAGUGCACCUAUCUGACUAGCUCAAUCUGCCUUCUCAAGAACAUUGUUUAUAUGGAAAAUUCACCCUGCCUAUCUAUUGCCGGUGUCAAGGACUUGAAUUCAGGUUCUAUUAAAUAAACUUGAUGAGGAGGGGCAGUAACAAGUGCUAAAUAGUGACUGGCAUGCAAAUGAGAUUACUUUGCAGCAAUAUGAUAUAUUGCUCAAUAACGUAUCAAUUUGGCUGCCAGCUUAUUCGUUUUGAUAAAUACUCAAUUUGGGAAAAGAUGCAGGAUGAGGGGUCAUGCCAGUGGACUGGUAGCAACUAGCAACAGGUUAGUGAAACACCCAGGCACGCAGGAGCCAUGUCAUCUUGAUUCUUGUUAUGCUUAUGGUUGUGUUACUAGUUUUAUCCAAUAUCCAUCCUUGUGGUCAUCUAUUUGUAGUAUUCUGUUAAAGUAUAGUCAUCCUCACUCCAGUGCUAUGACCAAUUUUUUUGACUGGAAUUGAGUGGUUGAAGUAAACAUUUAUGUACAUAUGUGAUAUGCUUACUUGUAUUCUGGCAAAUACAUUGCUUUUACAAAACUUCAUUUAUAAUGUGAAUUUGAAUACAAUGAGAAUUUUUGGAUGCCCA
Chenopodium quinoa (quinoa) is the source of this 2264-nucleotide messenger RNA. RefSeq names its product UPF0496 protein At4g34320-like. The record is from RefSeq and is a predicted model, not a curated record. The coding region runs from base 453 to 1670 and encodes 405 amino acids. NCBI's taxonomy places the organism in Eukaryota, Viridiplantae, Streptophyta, Magnoliopsida, Caryophyllales, Amaranthaceae. The transcript has a single exon.